This is a messenger RNA of Nyctereutes procyonoides (raccoon dog), 962 nucleotides long. RefSeq names its product chromosome unknown C2orf15 homolog (gene CUNH2orf15). The record is from RefSeq and is a predicted model, not a curated record. Lineage: Eukaryota; Metazoa; Chordata; Mammalia; Carnivora; Canidae. Bases 252 to 929 code for a protein of 225 amino acids. The transcript is spliced from 3 exons.
CUCGCCUCUCUCUCUCGCGGGGACUACAGCCGUGCGUGCGCAGCCACGCACGUAGCGACGCGUAUGUCCACCUGCCCACCGUACAGGGCGCGGAGCAGACGCCUCUUCCUGGUCCAUCCGCGCCGCGCAGGCGUACGACCACGCAGGGCCUAGACGUCCCACCCGAGCGUCCCGUCUCCUAGUAACAACGAGCCGCUGUCCGCUUCUCCACAGCUUAAUUCUUACUCCCUGCCUGUGGCUGCCGCACCUGGAUGGAACGCGCAUGCGCAGGGCUGUAUCUCCGCCUGCCUUCUUCCCUCCGCUCUUGGAACACCUGUUGCUUUGCUGUUGCAGUUUUGUGGCAUUUUUUUUUCCCCUCGGGAUACGGUGUCGUUCUGGACCCACAUUCAGUGAACUCGUUACUCCCUUUUAGGCGCUGGAAGGUUGCUGAGCUCUCCUGCCGUAACCAGGAGCCGGCUUUCGGGGAGUCUCCUAGGUCGGGUCCUGCUGCUGCAGCCUCGCCGGAGAGAGCAGUUCUGUCCGGGACUGUUGACUUCAUCCCCCAACCCAAGAAAUUGAACAUUUUCUUCCCUCUAUGGAAAUCCAAAGAGUGCAAUCAAGUUGAAGAAACGUUUCUGCUACUUAUAAAGGUACCUGCAAACUAUAUUUAUUCAACCAUCCCAAUGGGAUUUUCCCUUGGUAAACCUGCUACUCAGGUAUCUGCUAUGUGUAUGGAUUCAAAAGUGGAUGAUCAUUUGAUGCGACGGACUGAGAAAAGCAAGUUGGAACCAGUGUUAUUUCAAAACACCAAGAAAAUAAGAUUAGAAGACACAAACCAAGAAAACUUUACAAGAAACAAAGAGAUUUCAGGAUGUCUUUCAGAGAAAACCUUGGAUUCUGUGGUAUAUGUUAAAGAAAGUGAUGGAAUAGAAAUGACAGAUGUGGAAUGAAAUAUUUGUACCUACUGCCAAAGAAAUGAGAAU